Messenger RNA from Zootoca vivipara (common lizard), 10289 nucleotides. It is a transcript of the gene CLCN6, whose product is annotated as Cl-/H+ antiporter 6. Lineage: Eukaryota; Metazoa; Chordata; Lepidosauria; Squamata; Lacertidae. The record is from RefSeq and is a predicted model, not a curated record. Gene Ontology annotation, molecular function: voltage-gated chloride channel activity. Gene Ontology annotation, cellular component: lysosomal membrane; intracellular membrane-bounded organelle. Gene Ontology annotation, biological process: transmembrane transport; chloride transport.
CAGGGCGCAUGCGCGGAGUUCUCCGGCUGGCGUCUGCCUGGGGCUACGAGGAAGAUGGCGGCCGGCUGCGGGGCUGGUGCUUGCUGCUGCUGCUGCUGCGGGGAGAGGGAGAGCCGCACCCCGGAGGAGCUGACUAUCCUUGGAGAAACCGAGGAAGAAGAUGACGAGAUUCUCCCACGUAAGGACUAUGAGAGUUUGGACUAUGAUCGUAGCAUCAAUGAACCCUACCUGGAAGUUCUGGAAAGCCUUGACAGCAAGAAAGGCUGGCGUUAUGAAGCAGUGAAGUGGAUGGUGGUUUUUGCCAUUGGAGUCUGCACUGGGAUGGUUGGUCUCUUUGUGGACUUCUUUGUACGACUCUUCUCCAGACUCAAGUUCCACAUCGUGCAGAAUUCGGUGGAGGAGUGCAGCGAGAAAGGCUGCCUUGCAGUGUCCCUGCUGGAGCUUCUCGGCUUUAACCUGACCUUCAUCUUCCUGGCCAGCCUCCUUGUCUUGAUCCAGCCUGUGGCCGCUGGUUCUGGGAUUCCGGAGAUCAAAUGCUACUUGAACGGAGUGAAGGUCCCUGGGAUUGUUCGCCUCCGGACUCUGGUGUGCAAAGCUCUUGGGGUGCUCUUCAGCGUCGCUGGAGGUCUCUUUGUAGGGAAGGAGGGUCCCAUGAUCCACAGCGGGGCUGUGGUAGGAGCCGGUCUGCCUCAGUUCCAGAGCAUCUCUUUGAGGAAGAUCCAGUUCAACUUUCCCUAUUUCCGCAGCGAUAGGGACAAGAGGGAUUUUGUGUCUGCUGGAGCUGCUGCCGGUGUGGCCGCAGCCUUUGGGGCCCCAAUUGGUGGCACACUCUUCAGCCUCGAAGAGGGCUCAUCCUUCUGGAACCAGGGCCUGACGUGGAAAGUGCUCUUUUGUUCUAUGUCUGCCACCUUCACUCUGAACUUCUUCCGCUCCGGGAUCCAGUUUGGAAGUUGGGGUUCCUUCCAGCUCCCGGGAUUGCUGAAUUUUGGGGAGUUCAAGUGCCCGGAAUCUGACAAAAAAUGCCACCUGUGGACGGCCGUGGACUUGGGCUUCUUCAUCCUGAUGGGGAUCUUGGGCGGCCUCUUGGGGGCUACCUUCAACUGCAUCAACAAGAGGCUGGCAAAGUACCGCAUGCGGAACGUCCACCCCAAGCCCAAGCUGGUCAGAGUCUUGGAGAGCCUGCUGGUGUGUCUAACGACCACCCUUGUGGUGUUUGUCGCUUCCAUGGUUCUAGGGGAAUGCCGGCCGCUGUCUUCCGCCAACCACGGGGGCAACAGCUCUCUCGGCCUGCAGGAUUCUUCACCUGAUGAAGUGAAUUCCAGCAUUAAGACAUUCUUCUGCCCAAACGACACUUACAACGACAUGGCAACCCUUUUAUUUAACCCUCAGGAGUCCGCCAUCCUGCAGCUUUUCCACCAGGAGGGUACCUUCAGCCCAGUCACCCUCUCCCUGUUCUUCCUCCUCUAUUUCCUCCUUUCCUGCUGGACUUACGGGAUUUCUGUGCCCAGCGGCCUCUUUGUCCCGUCGCUGCUUUGCGGGGCUGCCUUUGGACGCCUGGUGGCCAACCUCCUCAAAAGUUACAUCGGCCUGGACCACAUCUACUCGGGGACCUUUGCCCUGAUCGGGGCAGCUGCCUUCCUGGGAGGGGUGGUGCGCAUGACAAUCAGCCUCACCGUCAUCCUAAUCGAGUCCACGAACGAGAUCACUUACGGGCUCCCCAUCAUGAUCACACUUAUGGUAGCCAAAUGGACUGGAGACCUCUUCAACAAGGGUAUCUACGACAUCUACAUCAACUUGCGAGGGGUGCCGCUUCUUGAGUGGGAAACCAAGGCAGAAAUGGACAAGCUGAGAGCCAGCGACAUCAUGGAGCCCAACCUGAUGUACGUUUACCCCCACACCCGGAUCCAGUCCCUCGUCAGCAUCUUGCGUACGACGGUUCACCACGCCUUCCCGGUGGUGACCGAAAACAGAGCGUACGAGAAGGAGUUCAUGAAGUGGGACCAGCUGAUCAGCAACAACAUCAAGUUCAAGAAAUCCAGCAUCCUCACCCGGGCCGGCGAGCAGCGCAAACGCAGCCAAUCCAUGAAGUCCUACCCAUCCAGCGAGCUUCGCAACGUCUGUGACGACCACAUCGCGACGGAGGAACCUCCGGAGACAGAGGACAUGUUGCAGCAGAUGUUGGAGCGGAGGUACACCCCAUAUCCUAACCUUUACCCGGACCAAUCGCCAAGCGAAGAGUGGACCAUGGAGGAGCGAUUCCGGCCCCUGACCUUCCACGGCCUCAUCCUGCGCUCGCAGCUGGUCACCUUGCUGGUGCGAGGAGUCUGUUACGCGGAGAAUCAGUCGAGCACUAGCCAGCCUCGCCUUUCGUAUGGCGAGAUGGCAGAAGAUUACCCUCGCUAUCCCGACAUCCACGACCUGGACCUCACGCUUCUGAACCCCAGGAUGAUUGUGGACAUUACGCCUUACAUGAAUCCCUCCCCUUUCACGGUUUCGCCGAAUACUCACGUCUCGCAAGUCUUCAACCUCUUCCGGACGAUGGGGCUCAGGCAUCUGCCCGUGGUGAAUGCUGUUGGGGAGAUCGUUGGCAUCAUCACGCGCCACAACCUGACCCACGAGUUCCUGCAGGCCAGGCUACGGCAGCACUACCAGACCCUCUGAGCCCUCGCUUCCCGCCUCCCAAGCCGCUGCUUCGGAUCCCGCGUGGCCCCCGGGUCACCUUCGUGCACUUUAAAGGCAACAAAAAGCGGACCGGCUUCUUUCUCACUGGGGGGAGGCCCCCCAGUGACCUCUCGGGGGGCCGGAAGACUCUGGAAGUUGUGGUCUGAAUGCUCACCGGCUAAUCUUAGGGGCUCGCUCACCUGCUGCCCCAAUUGGCUUCGGAUCGGUAUCGUUCCGACAUUUCACCGCCCUGCCGGCACGUUUUGAGAAGAGUCAUAUCUACGCCAUAUUCCAGAUGGAAGGAACACCUGUCCUUUUCUGCUCUUCUUGCCUUAUCCUAAGACCAGGUGUUAACCAUCUUGAAAGACACAGAAGACCAACGCAGCACUUAGCCGCUAUAUCUCAAGCUUGGGCCAGCAAUUCCCUCUUAUUUCGCAUUCGUGGUUUCAGUAAGGCUAAGAAGAAGAGACACUUUUUUUCUUUUCUUUUUUACCGGAAACUGGAAUUGCCUGCAUAGAGAUUUCAUUUUCAUUCCACUUAACUUCACUUUUGAGUUGUUGUUUUUCUUGGCUAGAGGCUGGGAUCCUUGAUGUUUGGGGGUGGGGGAAAGUCUCCACUUGAGUGAAUCAAACCCUUGACCUUUAAUUAUCUUUUUGGGGGGGGGGGAGUUUAUAGGUGCAUAUGGAAGGGAACGGACAAUCGUACCACUAAAAGUAAGUGUAUGUUGGGGUGUGUUUGUGUGUGCUAGUGAAAGGCAGCGUCUGCCUCUUGUGAGUGUGAGAAAAGCCGCCUGGGUCAGUUUUGCAAGGGUUUGGCAGUUGGAGUGCUGUGGGUUUGUUUGCACCUACAACCCUCCAGGCAUUGCUGGACUACAACUCCCAUCACCUCUGACCGCUACUGGCUGUUGGGAGUUGUAGUCCAGCACCUGAAAGGAGUCACAGAUUCACCAACCCUGCCUUGAAGACCCAAGAUGGAGCAGGUAUGUGCAUGCAGAACAGAUUCAGGUCUCCUAGCUCUCAUAAGGCUUAAUUUUUUUUAAAGAAUAAGUCAGCACCCUGAAUUGGAAAUUGGGACCUCAAAUUAUCUCUUCCCGGGCCAUCUUAGGUUGGCAUUGUAGUAUGGAAGCGUUAGAGCAGAGGGUUGGAACCUGUGGCCUUCCAGAUGUUGGGACUACAACUCCCAUCAUCCCUGGCCCUGGGGCUGAUGGGAGUUGGAGUCCAGUGGCUUCUGGAGGGCAAAACCCCUGCUCUCGAGGGAGACAGACAUUGGCAGUUGAGCCGAACCAGUUUGCCUGAAGGGUUUCCAGCACACAGUUGGCUUGAUGGCCGGUGGCGGUUCAACGUCACCGAGAAGAAUUUUGCUUGCCUUGUGGGUGGCUGGCUGGCACCCUGCCACAGACAUUUUGUAGGGGAAAUCAAGCUCAAACCCACUGGUGACCGGCGCCUGUAAUUCCUACCUGUCUCAGCCCCUUAAACUGCCAUCAGCUGGUCGCUCCAUACCAAGCUUCUGCCAAACUUAAAUACAUUUCUGGAGUGUUUAAAGGUUUUCUCCUGCAUGCGCUAGGCAUGUAGCAGCAAUUCCCUAAGCAAACCCAAGCGGGUCACAUGCAUGGGGACAACAGCCCUGUCACUCCAGAGGCGCCAAUUUGCAGCGUGGCCCUGCCAUGUCUCCUUAGAUAUACCCGUGCCACAUCUGGUUGGGUUUGUUUGACACCCACACACCCCACGGCAGAUCUCCAGUCUUUCCCUACCCCCUGCAAGUGAUCACAAGGACUGUUGGGGAAUUCAGUCCUCAGAACAGGAGAUCUCCAGGGGGUGUCCCUGAGAAUCCAGUUUUCAUAGAAAGACUUCCCUUUAACUAGCAAGUUUUGAAAAGUUGCAAUUGUGACACCCAGUCCAGGACCAAAACAGGAUUUUCUUUUGCAAGCGGGGGGGGGGGCGCUCGAGAGAGUUCCUGUAAUUGCAGAGUCACCUCAAGCCAGCCCAGGCCGGUCUGCUGCUUCUCGCAGGCCCCAACUUGGCUGCCCCCACCGCAGUUAUUCCAGCAGACUCCUGCCUCCGUAGGUUUCCCCCUCUGUUCUUGCCUCUGCUAAAUCUCUCCGGUUUGGAAAGGUGACAGCCCUAAUGCUGAUGGUCCUGAUAAAGCACAGUUGUGGAGUGUGGAUUUUGCAGGUUUUUUCUUCCCAGGCCGAACAGCCGGAGAGAAAACGCAUUCCAAGAAAAGGACCCCUACAGCUCUCUGCCUGCACACCCCCUCGCCACAAAAAUAAAAUAAAACAAAAUCCUCCCUCCAUGUCAGCCCACCUGUUAAAACCUGUUCUGUGCCACAAGGCAGGCAGGGAAGGAAUCGCUUUGAGCGUCUCGCCCCAUCACAACCUUGUCGGUGUCUUUAAAAGCGAAACGUGGGCUGUCUCCAAUGUUAGUUUUACUUACAAGUAGUCCUGCUGAAAUGAACAGGCUCGGGCCUGUGAAUUUCAGUGGGUCUACUCUCAGCUGGAUGCAACCAUGUGUGUGUGGACCCCUCCCUCUUUUAAACCCCUCUGUGCUGCCAAUGACGCUAAUUCAGCCAUCUCAGUUUCCUGUCUUCCGAAAUUAUAUUAUUUGUUUGCGUUUGGGCUCCUGGGGUGUAGCUGGGGGGUGGGAUACAGAACUGGUUUCGAGUUUUGAUUUCAUCUCCUUGAACCAGGAAUGCAGGUUGUGUGUGUGUGUGUAAACGUGUAAUGUGUGUUUAAAAUGUGUAAAGUCUGUCUCUGCAUAGCUCUUUGUGAUUGUGUGGUGGUGCGUGUGGGUUUUUUUUUUUUUAAGGGAAAGAAAAUCAGAACCAGGUCCUGCUCUCUGUCCCUCUAAAUCCAUUGAAAGCCUUCAGCUGUUUUCUGCUUCUCAGACCCACUGCUUUAUUCCUUUGACGCCUUGAGGAAGGAAGGAAGUCCACAUCUUUAAACCUUAGUUUGGCCCUGGCAUUUUCUGGUUGCAGCAGGUAUCAGCUCAGCCCUGCAUACCACUUUAUUAUUUAUUAUUAUUAUUAUUAUUAUUAUUUCCUCUCUCUCUUAGCUGGGGCAUAAUCAGCUUUCUUCCUAAACCUGUGCCCUUGACAGCACCUACUACUCUUAAAUUGGCACGGCCACGCUCUUUAAAAAAAAAAAAGUUGUGACAAGUUUGAACCCCUCUGAUGCUUAUUGAUCUGCAAGCCGUGAUAAAAAAGUGGGAGAGCUGAACAUUUCAUUGGCACCAAAUGAGAAGUCUGUGGUUCGCUGGGGGGGCAUAUGCGUGAUUUUUCGUGCUGCCCCCUUGUGAAAGUCCCCCCCCCCAAGUCCAGCAGCCUGGCACUGAACAAGUGCAGCAUCUUUGACGUCUUGACUUAACAGCCAGCUAAGUGAGCUGCUUUGCCACUUCUCUGCGCAGUUUGUCCAGAACGUGUCGCGUUUCUUCCUUCACUGCGAUCUCUUUUAAGAUGUCGAACCAAUUAAGGACCGUCUCCCCAACUCCCCAGAGCUGUUGGCUGGAAGGAGCUUGACAAUACAUUUCAGUGUUCUGAGCCCAAUUUAUUUGUUUUUGGCAUCCUGAUGAUGCCCGAAAUGAAGCAGUGCUGCUUCAUUUCAAAACCCAAAAUUGCCCCAGUGGCUAUAGGACUCCUAUCCUGAGACGUGUCAGCUAUCCUGACAGGGCAGCUGCUCUCUCUCUCACUCUCUGAGGGAUCUUUCUUCCCUAUCAUCAUGAAAAGUUCCACUGUUCCCGCACAUGCCGACAAGGGGCUUGUUAGUGGAGCUAAGACACAGAGCUUCAGUGCGACUUGGCUUUUUGCUAGGUGAUGCCCUUGUUCUCAUUGCUGGGCUUCUUGUGGGCUUGAGAUUGCCGAGCUUUUUUGUGCAGGGGGAGUUUGCGGGUGGGGGGCUGUAGGGUGUGUGUGUGUGUGUGUGUUUGGGUCUGGGGGAAAGGGGUAUAUCAUGGUGCUGUUCAUUUGUUGGCGUGCGUGGUAGGGGAGGGGCAUGUGAGUUUUUGCUCCCAUGCUGUUGUCCAGAGAACCGUAGCUUAAGGCGAGACUUACGUUCCUAAGCUGGGCUUGGUUCCGGCUUAUUCACUUCCCUACAAUAGACUCCCCUUUCUCUGUCUCUUACUUUCAGGUAGUGCCUUCUGAGUUUAUUCAACCAUGCUUUUAAAAAAUGGGGGAAUAUAUAACCCAUGCAACAAUGGCUUUGUGUUCCUAUGUUACCAGGGGGAGGCUUGAAUGGAUGAAAUCUAUGCUGGUUAUGCCUGCCGAACUCUGUGCCCUCUGCAGGAGUGUGCAUGUCUUGGGUUUAGUCAGCUCGACAUCCACACACAUUUGGCGCUGACCACUUCCCACCAUUGCCAAAUGCCUCUUAUCCAAAACAAAGCAAUAGGAAAGGUUUUGCUUUUCUGGGUCCCUUCCAAAUAAUUCUGGGAGCAUCUCAUCCCCGUCACCCCUUUCGUUUUUAAAGGAGGAGGAAGCAGGCAGAAUCUUUACUCGAUGCUUUUCAUUUUGCGAAGUUAAACUAUAGGGGAGAAACGGGUUUACCACAGACGUGGGGGACCUUUGCCCCCCCCCCAGAUGUUGAUGAACUAUAACUCCCAUCAGCCGAAGCAAACGGCCAGGGUUGAUGGGGAAUUGAAGUCCAGCAACCGCCUUGAAGGCCAGAGGUUCUUCACAGAAAGCCACACUUUUGUUCCACAUUGCAAGAGAAUCGUUUCCUUCUAACUGCUUUGAAAGUCAGCGAUGCAAACCUGUUGGCCUCCCUGUCUCAAAUGUACCACUCAAACCCUCCUUUCCGAAAUGGGUCUUCCCAGACUGCUUGAGGGUCUGCUGGUGGCUUGACCAAAACUUGGCACCCACCCCUUCUCUCUCUUAGAUCAGUGUUAAGCUUGAGCCCAGGGCAGAGAAAUCUGGGGCAAAUAUUCAUGCGUUCUCCUUUUCCCUGCCCGCUCUGGUCCCUUAAACAGUGUUAAAUUGCCAUAUCAAGGCAUAACCCCUAUCUCGUUCCCCCCACAUUGCAAUGCAUCCCCCUGGUUAAACCCUCUCAAUGUUUUCUUCAAUCUAAUUUGUGUUUUAAUUUUUUCCCUGAGGGGAGUGUUUGUGACCAAAUGAUGGGAAUUAAUUCUGUUGUGUAUAUAAUUAUUAUUUUUUAUUUUUUUAAAAAAUGAGUGAGAUUAUUAUUAUUAUUAUUAUUUGUGUUUGACCGCCUGUAGUGUUUAACCAUGGCCAUCCUCUUUUUUUGGGUGGGGAGAAAGAAAAUAAAUUAAAUUCCUCCCGUGCACCUGUCUUCAAGGAUGUUUUGUGAUGACUAUUCUGUUGCGCAUCGCCUUUCUAGUUGCUUGGCUUCCUUCGGCCACCUGGGCAUAGAGGGAAGCAGUAGCUCAGUGGCUUAGAGCACCUGCUUUGCAUGCAGAAGGUCCUGGGUUUGAUCCCUGGCAUCUCCAGAUGGAAAACCUGGAGAGCCUCUGCCAGUCGGCGCAGAGAAUAUUGAGCUAGCUGCUAGAUAGACUGAUGGUCUGACAGAACCUCCUAUGGUUCUGUUUAAAUCAGCUUGUUGCCCGGAGCCAUGAGGACUAGAAUCUUGUGUUACAUGUUAGCGGAAGGACCAUAGCUCAGUUGUAGAGCACCUGCUUUGAACAUAGCGGUGCAUGCUCUAGUUAUCUCCCGCUUGGACUGCUGCAAUGCGCUCUACGUGGGGCUACCUUUGAAGGUGACCCGGAAACUGCAACUAAUCCAGAAUGCAGCAGCUAGACUGGUGACUGGGAGUGGCUGCUGAGACCAUAUAACACCACCAGUCCUGACCUACAUUGGCCCCCAGUACAUUUUCGAGCACAAGUGUUGACGCUGACCUUCAAAGCCCUAAACAGCCUCAGCCCAGUAUACCUGAAGGAGAGUCUCCACCCCCAUCGUUCAGCCCAGACACUGAGGUCCAGCGCCGAGGGCCUUCUGGCGGUUCCCUCACUGCGAAAAGUGAAGCUACAGGAAACCAGGCAGAGGGCCUUCUCAGUAGUGGCGCCAACCCUGUGGAAUGCCCUACCAUCAGAUGUCAAGGAUAUAACUAUCUGACUUUUAGAAGGCAUCUGAAGGCAGCCCUGUUUAAGGAAGUUUUUAAUGUUUGAUGUUUUAUCGUGUUUUUAAUAUUCUGUUGGCAGCCACCCAGAGUGGCUGGGGAAACCCAGCCAGAUGGGUGGGGUAUAAAUAAUAAAUUUUAAGUUGUUGCUAUUAUAAAAGGUCCGAGCUAUAAUCCCAGGCAUCUUCAGGCAGGUCUGGGAAAGGUUUUCUGAACUGGAUGGACCAAUUGUCUGACUUCCAGUGUACCUGAUCUCACAUAGCAUCCCCCCUGUUUGCCCUAAAAAAAGUCGGUGGGCAGCUAGCUGCCUCUGGGAAGUUUGCACCCCAAGAACAAGUUGGCCCCCAGCACUUGAUAUUUAGUGGUACACUGCCUCUAACCAUGGGUCUCUAUUAAUUAUAAAGCAGGGCUGACGUCCCUUUUUCAAGUUGAGGGCCAGAUUUCUUUCUGGGUAGCCUGCUGAGGGCCACAUGCCAGGGACAGGUGGGCCUAGGGGUGAAAGUGGGUGGAGCAACAAAUGUAAAUUUUACCAUGUGUACAGUACUUUUCAUCCUCCAUUCAGGCAAGCAAGAGGCAUCAGCAUCCAAGGACACAUUGCAGCCCAGCAGGAACUCAAAGCAGGGUCUGUAAGGGGCGUGGCCCGAGCAGAGUGGGGUGUGGCUUAUUUGGAAAGGGGUGUGUGGCCUGGGGGGAGCAUUCCAAGGACCAGGUGAAAUUUCGGGAAGAGGAAUCUCGUAUCACUCCCAACCUUGAGGUCUUUUUACCUGCAUCGCGCCAGGGAACGCAAGUAUAUACAGGCAGGUAGUAAAACAAGGGUUGCACAGAUUUUGUCACUGCAAAUGCACAAUUUAAUGCAGCGGUUAAAACAGCAAGCGGCAGGAAAUGUGCCUGGAAUAUUGGGCAGGGGUCGUCCUUUAUGAAAAACCAGCCACGGCAGCUGUUGAAAGAGGCUCUUGAGAAAAUAACGGGCAUAGGCUCCCUGCCUGAAACCCUAGAGAGCUGCUGCCAGUCAGCGCAGGCAAUACUGAGCUAGAUGGACCAUUGGCACAACUCCUGUUGGGGAGAAGCAGUUUGGCAGGGGAUGGAAGUCUCAGAUGUUUCCACACCUACAAGCUUUUCUCAACCUUAGGAUCCCAGAUGUUGUUGGGCCACAGUGUCCAUUAGCCCUGACCAUUAACCAUGCUGGCUAGUGGGAAUUGGCAUCCCAACAUCUUUCGGAGAGCCACUGCCAAGUUGUGGGAACAAGGCAGUUCCAGGGCUUGAGAGACCGGGUAAAAUGUGUGGUCUCUUUCCAUGGUGCUGAAUCCAUUUUAUAUCCCCGAACAGAGCAAGGGCGUCCAAGUUGCCACAUGCGUUUGAGGAAAUGAAGCCAAUUCAUGUUACAAAGCAAGGGGAACAUCCGAUUUCUCUCCCACCCUGUCCCGAGAGCUUGCAGUGGGCUUACAAGUAGCACCCCAUCUCCUUCCGUCCUCAUGAUGAUCUCUGGGAGCGAAGUUAUGGUGAAAGUGAGAAAAUGCCGGUGAAUUGUCCGCAUGCCAAGGAAGUUGUGCAUUCUUUGAUAGGACUAGCC